AUGCAGUGUCCGCCGGCCGUCCGUCCGUCUAGACCGUCUCGGCACCCGACCGAAUUCCUCACCGCCUCCCUUCUCCCUCCUCCCAACGCCCCCGGAGCUCCAUCUCCCACCUCCUCAAACCCGGGGCCCACAUGCACCGGAAGGCCUUGCCGCUUCGGUCCUGGUGUGUCGGAGACCACUCCGGUACAAUGCCACGCGAGAGCCGUGAUUGGCGGGGUGGCCUUGGAACGGAACACCAGCACUGUAGUACGAGUUCGCCAAUCGCGCCUCAAGGCCCAGGCCACACAAGGGCGGUCUCUCUCCCAUUUUGAGCCACAGUUGCGGCAUGCCUUUCAACGCAUCAACGUUCACGCCCCCCCUUGGGACCCUUUCCCCUGUCACGCUGGGAUGAUCGCGCGUUCCCAUUCGUUCAGCAGGGGAUUCCAAGGUGUGGUGCGUGCGCUGCUCUCAAUCUGUCAUCCCAUCCAUCGCUGA
Colletotrichum tamarilloi is the source of this 474-nucleotide messenger RNA. RefSeq lists its product as uncharacterized. The record is from RefSeq and is a predicted model, not a curated record. The coding region runs from base 1 to 474 and encodes 157 amino acids. The transcript has 2 exons. NCBI's taxonomy places the organism in Eukaryota, Fungi, Ascomycota, Sordariomycetes, Glomerellales, Glomerellaceae.